UCUCCAGCCGUUUCUGAAAAAAAGGGGAAAAAAUCUCGAGCCAAACUGCCGGGGCGGAAUGGCGGGGAGCUCUCGAGCUUCAGAACUCUGAAAGCGCCGCCAGUCCCCGCCGCCGACGCCGCCGCCGCCUCCGAGAAAAAUGGCGGCCCUCUACGUCCCGCUCCGCGUCAUCGCCUCCCGCCCGCGCGCCCCCACCCUGCGAGUCCUCCUGCCGCUCCACGCCCACCUUCUCACCUCCGGCCGCCUCGCCUCCGCCCCCGCCAUCCUCACCACCCUCGUCUCCCUCUACGCGCGCGUCCCGGCCCUCCACCCCGUCGUCCACCACCUCCUCCCGCCGGCCUCCCCGCUCCCCUGCUUCAACGCCGCGCUCUCCCUGCCCUACCCGCUCGCGCUCCGCGUCUUCGGCCGCCUCCGCGCCGCCCACUUCCCCGACUCCUUCUCCUUCCCGCCGCUCGCCUCCUCCGCCCCGUCCCCGCCCCACCUCCUCGCGAUCCACGCCCUCUCGCUCCGCUGCGACGUCGCCCACGACCUCUUCUGCGCCAGCGCCCUGCUCCGCGGCUACCUCAGGUUCGGCCUCGCCGACCACGCACACCGCCUGUUCGACGAAUUGCCCCUCCGGGACGUCGUGGUCUGGAACGCCAUGGUCAACGGGUUCGCCAAGCUCGGCUGCUUCGACCGCGCCAUGGAGUGCUUCCUGCGGAUGAGGCAGGAUGGCACGGUGGAGGUCAGCGCUUUCACCGUCACCGGAAUCCUGUCGGUCUGCACUGCGGCCGCGGAUUUCCAGUGCGGGGCUGCCGUUCACGGGAUGGUGGUGAAGUCGGGACUCGACCACAAUGUUUCCGUGUGUAACGCCUUGGUGGAUCUUUAUGGGAAGUCCCAUGAUGUGGCCAGUGCGGCGAUGGUGUUUGAGGGGAUGGCAGAGCAGGACAGGGACUUGUUCAGCUGGAACUCGAUGCUGUCCGCAUUGCACUACUCGGCUGACCAUAUGGGGACAAUGAGGCUCUUUCGUAGGAUGAGGCAUGCUGCAGUAUGGCCGGAUGCAGUGACCGUUGCGGCUGUUCUCCCUGCAUGUGCGCAGACUGCUGCACUGAAGGUUGGGAGGACGGUGCAUGGGUACAUUAUCAUGAUCGGACUGGCUCGCGAUGGUGCAAUGGACGUGCGUGCUUGUAAUGCGCUGGUAGACAUGUAUGCCAAGAGCGGGGCACUGGAUGAGGCAUGCCGUGUAUUUUAUUGGAUGCGCCAACAGGACGUGGCAUCAUGGAAUAUUAUGAUCAACGGGUAUGCAUCCCAUGGGCGUGGGCAGGAGGCACUGGGGUUGUUCCGCCAGAUGACAGAGGUGAAAGGUCUGGUGCCAGACGAGGUAACUCUGCUGGCAGCAAUGUCGGCGUGCAGCCACUCUGGGUUUGUCGAAGAAGGGAGAAGUUUACUUAAGAGAAUGAAAGAGGAGUUCGGUUUGGAGCCGCUGAUGGAGCACUUCGCAUGUGUGACUGACAUGCUUGGGCGAGCAGGGAGGCUGGAUGAGGCGAGAAAGGUAGUAGAGGAGGCAGGAGAUGUAGGAGCUGGUGCAUGGAGGACAUACCUUGCAGCAUGCCGGAUGCAUGGUGAUAAAGAAAGGGCCCAAGAGGCAGCUAGGAUGCUGAUGACGACGAAGGAGCCUGGGAGUGGUGGAUGGGUGCUGCUAGCGAACACAUAUGGCUGGGAUGGAAACUUUGAGGGCCUGGAGGAGGUAAGGGGGGAGAUGAGACGGCAGGGAGUGCAGAAGCCUGCACCGGGCUGCAGCUGGGUUGAGGUGGGUGGAGGAAACGGCGAGAGCGGAACAGUUGGGCACGCUUUUGUUAGUGGCGAUAAGGAACACCCCUAGGCUGACAUGAUUUAUGAAAUGCUGCAUUCAUUGAUAAGUUGGAUGAGGGAUUGCAGUGAUUUGAGUAUCACGACCCCAUUAUAUAAUUGAAUGCUCAUAUCUGUUCUUAUUUUGUUACAAGCUAGCACUGGCGUACUAUUGCGCAGAUAUUAAUUAGAAUGGUGCAUCAUUGGAUACAGAUAGGCUUGCACCAUUAAGAGCACCACCGAAACUUGGACCUGGUAAGAGGGUUUCGCCAAAUAUCAUAGUUCCAGCAGUCAGUGCUCCAGCUCCAAGCCCCAUUCCAAAGUUUGGUGCACUAUUCUGAGCUGCAGAUUUUCUUGGUGGCACAUUUAUGUAGUUCUGUGGCACUCUCUCCCUACCGGGAUGCUGUGGUGGGAAGAAGCCGAGGUUUGAAGUUGGUGGUGGUGGCAGGGUUGAUGGAAACAUUGGGGGUUGGUAGCUGUAGCUACUUCCUAAUGGUGAUGGAUCUGGGCGAGUUCCAGGGAUCACCGGCCUGGAAUUACUACGGUGAUCAGCAUCUUCUCUGUCGCCCCUAUAAUGGUUGUAGGGUGGCGGUGGAUAAUUAUAAACUGGUCCGUCUUCUAUAGCCAAUGUGAUGCCGACCUGAUCGGAGUUCUUCAAUCCUUCAGAUCCGGAUGGAUAUAUCCACAAAUCCAUGAGCUUUGUCUGACUUCUUCCUCCUAAGCUGGAAGCUGCCAGUCUCCUCAAUGACUUCUGAAUGCUCCUCACUUUGGGCGAAUUUCUCAAGAUACUCCUUCAACUGCACAACUGCAGCUCCCUGGAGAUGCUCCCUUAGGAAGAUGGGCUCUCUCCUGUAGACCUCAACUGUCAGUUCCAUCUGCUGCUGGGCCAGACCAUGCUCAUCCACCGAGACCGAGAACUUGGUGCCCCAGCUUGCAUUUGAGUUUCCCGACGCGUCAAUCUUGGUGCAGUACUUGCUGUUGGGAUCAACCCAUCCGACUGAGAACCACUGUGGCUUCAGCAGCGACGAUCUGCGUCCUAGACCGCGCGCGGAGAUUAUGCAGAACUCGACUGAUAGCUUUUUCAUUUGUAUGAGGGCGGGUGAGGGCGUUGCAGGAUGUGAUGCAGACCAGGGGAUACGAUGCGGAGAUUUAUCAUCAUCCCAUAGGCACCCUUUACCUUGCUGCAAAGUUAUUCAAGACGAUAAUAAGGAUUUGUUUCGUGUCUA
This is a messenger RNA of Triticum aestivum (bread wheat), 3053 nucleotides long. Its product is annotated as pentatricopeptide repeat-containing protein At3g14730. NCBI's taxonomy places the organism in Eukaryota, Viridiplantae, Streptophyta, Magnoliopsida, Poales, Poaceae. Gene Ontology annotation, molecular function: RNA binding; protein binding. The record is from RefSeq and is a predicted model, not a curated record. Gene Ontology annotation, biological process: RNA modification. The coding region runs from base 140 to 1861 and encodes 573 amino acids. The transcript has 2 exons.